This is a messenger RNA of Hippocampus zosterae (dwarf seahorse), 339 nucleotides long. RefSeq lists its product as uncharacterized. Gene Ontology annotation, biological process: mRNA splicing, via spliceosome. The record is from RefSeq and is a predicted model, not a curated record. Bases 1 to 339 code for a protein of 112 amino acids. Gene Ontology annotation, cellular component: catalytic step 2 spliceosome; U2 snRNP; precatalytic spliceosome. The transcript has a single exon. Lineage: Eukaryota; Metazoa; Chordata; Actinopteri; Syngnathiformes; Syngnathidae.
AUGGCCAAACACCAUCCCGAUCUGAUCAUGUGCCGCAGACUGCCCGGCACGGCGAUCGGUCAGCUCUGCGACCGAUGCGAUGGGCGCUGUGUCAUCUGCGACUCGUACGUGCGGCCGGCGCAGCUGGUUCGGAUCUGUGAGGAGUGCAACUUCGGGAGCAGUCAGGGCCGGUGCAUCGUGUGCAACGCGCCGGGCAAGGGCGACGCCUACUACUGCAAGGCAUGCGUGCAACUGGAGCGGGACCGGGACGGCUGCCCGCGCGUGAUAAACCUCGGGGCGACGAAGGUGGACUUCAUCUACGAGCGCAGGCGCUACGGGGCGCACAAACCCGGGUUGUGA